UCUUCUGGGCACUGAGAACAGUGAGAGAUUAAGUUCCUAUUGUUUUAAGCCUCACACUUGGAGGUAGUUUGCUACAGCAACCCUGAGAAGUAGACUUAGUGAGCAAGUAUAGAAGCAGUCCUUUGAUUGCAAUAGUCCAGUCAAGAAGUCAAGCAUCAGAAUAGGAGUGAACAGUGAUGGAGACAAAACAGUACGAAACGGAUUCUCGAUGCAUCGUGAAGACUUCUAGAACACGAAGGAGUGACAUACCACAUUUCAAACACCAGACCAAGGGAGGUGGAGGGUGGACUGUUUUCUCCAGUCCAAGCUGGAGGAGACCAGUGACAUCCGGUCUAAGACCUUGGACCUCAGGAAGGGAAAUCAAACAGGUGCCCGGGAAAAUGGAUGCUAGAAGAAAGCAAUGGAAAGACAAUACGUUCACUCCUUUUGUAAAUGAGCAUGAUUUUCAGGAAGACGCUGCACCGCCUCAGUCUUUCUCUGAACAGCCAGCUGCAGACAAACCCAAGAGGAUGGGGAGAAUUUCUAACUUUUCCAUGAGGAACAAUCAAGAAGGAAAUAAAUUUAAGAGGAAAGAAUAUUCUUCCCAGAUAGUAGAAAGAGAACAAGAUCCAAAUUUAAGAGAGAGAAGGAAGAACGUAUCGAAGAAUGAAGCAAAUACCAAUGUUGCCUUCAGGGACUUGCUUGAUUCAGAUGAAGCAACGAAGGAAAGUUCUCACAGAAGGGAGAGCGCCUCUGCGUGGAGUAAGAAGGAAUUGCCGGCUGCCACGCAAGGCACCAGGAAGAAAUGGACCGAAGCGAUGCCUCCAAAACUCCGCCUGCACCUUCUGAAUGAAGAGCUGGGAGAACUUAGCCUGAAAUGCCGGGAGAUAGAACAGGACUUUGAAAACGCCGAAAAAGAACUUUUGAACUCUAGAAAAGAAGCCUCAAUGAAAGCUGUCAAUUUUCAAGAACCGAUAGCUGCUUCCAAGAAAGACCGGGAACUGCAAGCUUUGAAAAACGACCUGUCUGAAAAAGCGACAAACGUAAAAAACUUAACUGAAGAGCUCCAGCAAGCCAAAGAAGUCAUGUACAGGUUGAAUCUGGAGAACAGGAACUUGAAAGACGCUGUCAGGAAACUGAAGCAUCAAACAGAACUAAAUACCGCGCUCCUCAGAGAAGAAAUGAAAUUGUUUUACGAGCUGGAGAUGGAAAAGAUCCGCUUGGAGCUGGGUGCCAUCAAGAAUGAGCUGAGAGUCGAGAAGACCCUGAGGGCGAAGAACAGCAGAGCUCUACAGUUGCUUGGAAGACACGUUGCUUCAGUGGUAAGGUCAUCAAAUACUGCUGACCACUUUACUGGGAAUGUUUUUUAAACUUAAAAAACAAAAGCCUUUCACUGGGAAUGCUAUUGAGCCAAAUCAAUGUUUAUCGUACUAUAUCUCUAUAUAUUUGUGUACUGCUAAAAUGUAUUUGAAAGCGUGUAAUCUCUACUUCUGGUGAAUCAGAACAUCUACAAUUUAUGCAGAUGUUGAUAUCAAAGCAUUUGUUUCUCUUCCUGCAGUCAUUGUGAGACUCUGAAUGAAAGCUUCUAAAAUCUCUUUUAUAUGGACUAUACAUAUAUUUAAACAAAACAACAAUAAAAACACCCGAUCGGAUUCACUAGAUCAUAGAUGAAUCUGAGUCAGCAGCCCUGUGUGAUCUUGUUAGCCAUGUCCUUGGCACAUCAAUGUUCUCCUAUCUGUGGUAAUCAAUGUGAACAAUAAAAAUCUUGUUUACAUGUAUAAGCAUAAAA
Molecule: messenger RNA, 1768 nt
Organism: Rattus norvegicus (Norway rat)
Lineage: Eukaryota; Metazoa; Chordata; Mammalia; Rodentia; Muridae
Source: RefSeq, a predicted model, not a curated record